Molecule: messenger RNA, 532 nt
Organism: Pristis pectinata (smalltooth sawfish)
Lineage: Eukaryota; Metazoa; Chordata; Chondrichthyes; Rhinopristiformes; Pristidae
Product: cytochrome c oxidase subunit 6C-1
Exons: 4
Coding region: 147-389 (80 amino acids)
Biological process (GO): mitochondrial electron transport, cytochrome c to oxygen
Source: RefSeq, a predicted model, not a curated record
AGGGUGAUUGGCAGACGAACAAUGCGUGUGGGCUCCGGAGAGAGGCGGCGUCCCCCGAGCGGAAGUUGGAGUUGGCGCAUGCGCAGGCAGUAACGGUUCUUGUUCCUGAGGAAGAAGGCGGUGGGGGGUCAGCGAGCGGGUAAACCAUGUCUUCCUCCGUGAUCGCCAAGCCUGCCAUGAGAGGCCUGUUGGCCAAACGCCUGCGAUUUCAUUUGGCAAUAGCUGUUACUCUAUCUCUUGCGGCAGCUACUAGCUACAGGUUUUUAGUGGGUGAGUCCAGGAAGAAAGCAUAUGCUGACUUCUACAAGAAAUAUGAUGCCAUGAAGGAGUUUGAAGCCAUGAGGGAAGCUGGUAUAUUUGAAAGUGUGAAACCAAAGAAAGCCAAGUAAAUUUUUGCAAAGGAACCUUGGAAAUGGAUGGCAGGAUUAUUCUCCUUCAUACACUGAGAAAUGGCAAUGAAGAUACAAUUUCUGUAUUUUCCAUACUUGAAGAUGUAUAAAUAAACAUGUUAAUUUCCUGUUGACCAUUAAAA